Messenger RNA from Dunckerocampus dactyliophorus (ringed pipefish), 5450 nucleotides. Its product is annotated as apoptosis-inducing factor 3. Gene Ontology annotation, biological process: execution phase of apoptosis. The transcript has 21 exons. Gene Ontology annotation, molecular function: flavin adenine dinucleotide binding; oxidoreductase activity, acting on NAD(P)H; 2 iron, 2 sulfur cluster binding. The coding region runs from base 561 to 2354 and encodes 597 amino acids. NCBI's taxonomy places the organism in Eukaryota, Metazoa, Chordata, Actinopteri, Syngnathiformes, Syngnathidae. Gene Ontology annotation, cellular component: cytoplasm; mitochondrion. The record is from RefSeq and is a predicted model, not a curated record.
UCAUGCUGUGUUAGCAUCCCCUCAGCAACUCCAUCAAUACUGCAUACAGCUAAGAAACUGGCAAAGGUCCUUUGUGCUGCAUUUGCAGGCUCGGCCAGCGAAAGAGAGCAACUCCCACGACCGGUCGGCUCAGUCUGCUGCUGCUGCUGCUGCUGCUGGAGGGGGGCUCACACACACACGCACACACACGCACCUAAACACACACACUCCAGAGCCUCUGCUGCAUCAGGAGGGACACACGGACAAGGAAUACUCCAGUGGAGAAGAAGAAAAAGGAUAGUUUUGGGGGAAGUUGUGCUAAUAUGUUAACAUGUUGUGCAUUGGACCUGUCACUGCACCUACCCCAUGAUCACUGCUGCUGUCUUUGACUAUGUGGAGGACUUGAUGUGUGCGAUGUCCACCGUGGACCUGCAGGGUCACAUACCUCCACUUCUGUGACAUUUCUACAUCCAAGGAUUUAAAGGCCAGAGGAUCUGACCCAACUCAUACCCCCCGUCUCUCUCUCUCUCUCUCUCCCCCUCCCUCCCUCUCCCUCAUUGUCCCUCAAUCUCGGGCCCACCAUGGGCGGAUGCUUCUCCAAACCCAAACCAGUUGAAGUCAAAGUGGAACUAUCUCUGCUGGAAAAAGAAAAAGAGGUGGAUGGCCUGUCACCUAAUGGCAAGGCGAGUCCCUUUGCAGACUGCAGGCCAAAUGGGGCCCUGGGACACAGCUCAGACGACGACUCCACCCCGCUCCAAGUCUACCACAAAUCACGGGACUACGUGGAGGCCUCUGUCUGCCACGUUAAAGAUCUGGAAAAUGGACAGAUGCGAGAAGUAGACUUGGGAAGUGGCAGAGCCUUGUUGAUUAAAGAACACGGCGAGUUCUCAGCAAUGGGCCACAAGUGUCCACACUACGGCGCCCCUCUGGUCAAAGGUGUACUGUCAAAAGGACACGUGCGUUGUCCCUGGCACGGCGCGUGUUUUAACAUCGCAACCGGCGACAUCGAGGACUUCCCUGGCCUGGACAGCCUGCCCACCUUUCAGGUCAGAGUUGAAAAGGACAAGGUCAUCAUCCGGGCAAACAAGCAGGCUCUUCAGUCGCAGAAACGGUCAAAGGCCAUGGCACGAUGUUCAGCAGUCAUCAACUCGAGCACGGGCUUCACUCAUGUUCUCAUUAUUGGAUCAGGUCCAGCAGGUCUGGUGUGUGCAGAGACGCUGAGGCAAGAGGGCUUCACAGAUCGCAUUGUCAUGUGCACCAUGGACAGACAUCCUCCUUAUGACAGGCCUAAACUGAGUAAGUCCCUAGACAGCACAGCAGAACAGCUGAGGUUGCGCUCCAUGGACUUUCUGCAAGAUCAUGACAUUGAACUGCUCACAGAAAAAGAGGUGGUGGCAGUUGAUGUGAAGAUGCGCUGUGUAACUUUUGAGGAUGGACUCAGGAUGGAAUACAGAAAACUUUUUAUCGCCACAGGAAACAAACCCAAAGCUCUGAACUACAAAGGCAAAGACGUCAGGAAUGUGUUUCACGUAUGGACGCCUGAGGAUGCUAAUAGCAUAGCGAGGCUGGCCAACAACAAGAACGCUGUGAUUGUAGGAACUUCUUUCGUUGGUAUGGAGGUGGCUGCAGCUCUGACUGACAAGGCCCACUCCGUCUCCAUCAUUGGGGUGGAGUCAGUCCCGUUUAAAAAAGCUCUAGGGGAGAAAGUAGGGAAAGCCAUAAUGAAGCUCUUUGAAGCAAACAGAGUGAAGUUCUACAUGCUGAAUGAGGUAUCAGAGAUGAUUGGCCAUCAUGGACAGCUGAAGGAGGUGGUACUGAAGAGUGGCAAAAUCCUGAGAGCAGAUGUGUGCGUCAUUGGAGCAGGAUGUGUUCCUGCAACAAGCUUCUUGAAACAGAGCGGCAUUCACCUGGACUCAAAGGGCUUCAUCACUGUCAGCAAGAUGAUGCAGACCAAUGUGGACAAUGUCUUUGCUGGGGGAGAUGUGGUGACCUUUCCUUUCCCACCGCGUAACAACAAGAAGGUCAACAUUCCUCACUGGCAAAUGGCUCACGUGCACGGAAGAGUCGCAGCUCUCAGCAUGAUGGGCAGAGUCACUGAGAUGAAAACGGUGCCUUACUUCUGGUCAGCCAUGUUUGGAAAGACCAUACGCUAUGCUGGUUACGGUGACGGAUUUGAUGAUGUCAUCAUCCAAGGCGACCUGGAUGAAUUGAGAUUUGUUGCAUUUUACACCAGGGGAGAGGAGGUGGUUGCGGUGGCCAGCAUGAACUAUGAUCCCAUUGUGUCCCGAGUGGCUGAGGUCUUAGGAUCCGGAAAGACGAUUAAAAAACGAGAUGUGGAGACCUUCUUGGCAAGACUGGAGACAUUUCCUGGUUGAUUGACAAGGGCUCCCAAUGACUUCCCAUGUGCACGGACCAGCCGUGCACUGGACUUCUGGACACUAAAUGGUGCUGAGACACUGAGCAGCUAUCCCGGUCUCCGGACUGUGACUGAGGUCAAGAUACUGAAACAUGGCACGGACGGGACUCUCUGACAUGAGAGCUUAGUCAGCAGGACUUAUUUGACCCAGGUUGUCAUGUUUCAAGCAAUAGUAAAUUCAGCUGCAAGAUGCCAUCUACAUGUACACUUUGUUGAUAAGCCACAGCUGGGCCUUGAUCUUUUUGUAUUAAUAAUAUUGUACUGUAUAUACCGUAUUUUCGGGACUAUAAGUCACACUAUUUUCCACGGUUUGGCUGGUCCUGCGACUUGUACUCCGGAGCAAUUUAUACAUGUUUUUUUUUCACACUGACAGCCACGAGAGAGCACUCUAGGCUUCUGUGCCAGCAUCUGCUACUCCUAUCACUCCUCUACCACUGAAAAUUUACAAUGUAAACAUCAACUGAUAAAGACAAUUGAGGCCCUGUCCACACGAAUACGGAUAUUUUAUUUUUCUAUACAUUUUGGCCUCUCAUCCACACGCAUACGCAAACUGAGGUUUUUAUCAACUCCGGCCAGGGAGAGGAUUUAUUAAAACUACGGCUUCAGCAUAUUCGUGUGGAUGGUGAAGACGAAGCUUUUGACAUACGCCUUCUGUGGCUUUACAUUGACGAACAGAGGCGCCAUUGUGGGCUUCGGAGGAUGCUAUACUGCUGCUGUUUUGCUCGCUAAACAGCUAAGACACCCCCGCCAGCGAUGGCAAUUUGGGACAAGACCUGAUCAGACCUCUAGCUGGUGGGACAACUUUCACAAGUUAUUUUUGGAAGAAUGGCAUGGGAAUGUUAGCAUGGCAAGAAGCUUGUGAUUGCUUCUACUGUACUGUACAUCUACAUGUUUGUUAUGAUAUGUCUACGAUAAUUAAGUCAUCUGCGCCUCUCAUUGGUUAGAAUUGCCUUAACAGUCUAUGGCUCCAGAUUCCCCUUUACUUUGGCAUGCGCAUGACAGUCACAAAUGCCCCCAAAAAGAAAAUCAUAUCCUCCAGAUUACAAGCUGCAAGUAGUGAAAUAUGCAGCCGAAAACGGUAAUCGAGCAGCAGAAAGAAAAUUUGGACUGAAUGAGAAACUUGUGAGGGACCUGGCAAAAAGCGGAGGAUACUCAAACAAAGCUAAUCACGGGCUAAAGGCUAGAUGGCCACAGCUAGCGGAACAAGUUCACAAAUGGAUGCUUGAACAACGCACUGCCGGGAGAGGCUUGUCAACAGUGCAGUUACAUCUCCACGCCCAGGUAGGUGCCAAGACGAUGAAUAUAGACGACUUUGCGGGUUGUUUAGGCUUUACCUGUAGUUAUCUAAAUAACUGUAUGAAUAACUAUGUUACGUUAACAUACCACCUAUUCAACAGACGCCUAUUUAGCCUGUUGUUCUCCGUUUCAUUGUUAUUACUAUAAGUUGCCUUUCAAGAUUAAAUGUCUGUUGUUGGUCUCUGAUUUUAUAAAAUAAAUUUCCACCCAAAAAUGCGACUUAUAGUCCAUAGUUUUUUUUUUACUCUUCAUCGUUUAUGCAUCAUCAUUUUUGGCUGGUGUGACUUGUAUUCCGGAGCGACUUAUAGUCCAGAAAAUACGGUGAAUGCACUGUAACUAAAUAAAAAAAAUACUAUUUGACUUUUUUUUUUUUUAAUAAUGGAAUGAUGGCAUCCUUGUGUACAGGCCUUUUAUCUGCAUGAUAGAUCUUUUUUGUCUAGAAGGCUCACAAGACACUUUAUGAAAAGGGGACCUAUUAUGCUUUUCCUUUUUUCUGACCUAUAAAUGUUACAAUGUUGUAUUCUCAUGUUAAAUGAUGCCAACGCGUCAGAUAAUGAGAUUUGGAAGAUUUGAACAGCUCUGCAUGCUGUGUUUUACAGAGUUUUUUUAAACACCGAGUUCCAUUGACGUCAAUGUAACACGGACUUCUUUAUACUGGCAUGCCCAGCACACCCGCUCUUCUUCACUCUGUGUUAGCACGUCGAGAAAUGGCUCCCAGGAAAUGUUUGUUCAGGUGUGCCUAAAGAGGCAAGCAUCAGGCAGAAGUAGUUGGAGUUGCUGAUUCCCGGCCAGCAAGAGAAGAAUAUGCUCAUCUGUCAACCGCACUUCACACGGGACUGUUUUGUGAACAUGGGCCAAUACAAAGCUGAACUACCCGCCAAACUGUUGCUGAAGUCCGACACCUUUCCAAAGUUUCUUGAUUGUGUUGAAGAGCCAGAAGAGCAAGCUGUAAGUAACAAUUUAUCAAUGUCCUAACUGUUCAUUUUGUGUAAGCAAUCAGACAAAAGGGGUCCGGCAGCUGUCCGGAAGUCCUCAGGAGCGCUUGGGAGUGCGACCAAUCACAGUGGAAUGGGCUCGGCGGGAGGCAUACCUGGAGGAGGGCAGGGGGUGGAGUAAAUUGCGCGGGAUGCAGGAAACACUGCAAGAAGAGGUGCAGAGUCUGGAAGAUCUAAAAAGCUUUCUUUGCGGGUUAUCGUGUGCAGCUGCUCUAUAGGAGUCCAGAACUCAAUACAAAGGCUUCAAAAUUAGUAUAAUAGGUCCUCUUUCAGUACACAUGCUUCUAAUGAGAUCCAAUAAAAGAGUUGUGUCAGAUAUAAGAGUGAAUCUUAUUAGGCUACACAUAGGCACACAUGCGGCUUUACUAAAUAAUGUUUAAAGAUUUAAAUAUACCUCUUAUUAUUGGCUGUCUUGUUUGUACAAAUAAAGUUUGAUCCCUUUGAUUUCACAUUAAUGCUUGCACAAUAGAUUGAAGUAUUGUUUAAGACAAUACAAAAUGAUGAUGAUGAUAUUGAUGAUGCUAAUUGCUGAUACCGGUCUCCUCCAUGGGGAUGGUUUUGUUACUAACUCAGGGAACUGAGGUUUGUAGCCUGCAUGGUUACUCUGUACUUCUACAAUAAGAAAGGAAUGACUUGCUUUAAUAUAUUUUUAUCAAAUUACCACUCCAUCCUGGGUUCUGUCUGUAUAAACUAGAGGCACUGGUGGAAGCAGGUGGGAUGCAUGGGCUUUUUAUAACUACAACUUUGAAAUAAAAUUCUUCUGC